CUUUUGCAUCAUUUGAUUAAAAUGGUAUAUUUGUAAUUUUCUUUCGCCGACUAGACAACGCUCAUUGGUCAUAACAUUAGGUACACCUGCAAGGUAUUUGAUGCGUCACAUAAAAGGAUGGAUGGACGUUCUCAGCACUGCAAAAAGUGCGUGUGGCGACGAUGCAACACAUUGUAAACAAGCUUUAAUGCAACACAUUGUUAACAAGCUUUAAUGCAACACAUUGCAAACAAGCUUUAAUGCAACACAUUGCAAAUAUGCUUUAAUGCAACACAUUGUAAACAAGCUUUAAUGCAACACAUUGUAAACAAGCUUUAAUGCAACACAUUGUAAACAAGCUUUAAUGCAACACAUUGCAAAUAUGCUUUAAUGCAACACAUUGCAAAUAUGCUUUAAUGCAACACAUUGCAAAUAUGCUUUAAUGCAACACAUUGUAAACAAGCUUUAAUGCAAUAUGGUAAACAUGCUUUAAUGCGGAAAGUCCAAACCCAGCCAUACAAAAUGGAGAAUAAAGACACAACAAUGGCUUUGAUCAGAUACUACUGCAAUGAAAACUAUUUCAACAAUGUUGUGAACACUGCAGCAGCUGCACAGAAGACUUUUCGUAGUGACCCUAUCUUCAGUGUCUUCCAUGCAUAUGGCAUCUUGAUGCAAGGUCAAGUUCGAGAAGCCACGGCAGAGCUGAACUCAAUAAAAGAUAGAGCCGAGGUGUCCCUCUGCACUAUGAUGGCACUUAUCUAUGCUGAGAGAAAAAAGAUCAAACCAGACAAAGAUGUUAUUCAUGAACUUGAAGCUAAAAUCAGGGAGGAUCGCAAAAGUGCAUCUCCCCAGAGCCUGUAUCACGCCGGGAUGUUUCUUUGGAUGUUAGGCCGGAAUGAUAAAGCUCGAGAAUACACAGAGCGGAUGAUCAAACUGACCAAUGGCUCUCAAGAGGGGGUCAUCCUGAAAGCAUGGAUAGACGUGACAUGCGGGAAAGAUGAUCAUGCCAGAAAGGCUGAAAAAUACUUUGAUGAAGGACUAAAAGAUGUUUUUGCGUUAAUGGGAAAGGCACAGUACUGCGAGUACUGUCAAAAUUACUCUGGAGCAUUAGAUGUGGUUAACAGAGUAAUUGCCAGUUUCCCAGACUUCCUGCCUGCACUCAUUAAGAAGAUGAAGUUGUUUUUAAGGAUGCAAGACUGGGAGCAAACCAUGGAUGCAGCAAUCAGCAUUUUACAGAUGGAUAAAACCAACCUGGAUGCCCUACACAUGAUGACUCUGUAUUCUUUAUGUAUCACUGGAGAUAUUACAGAGUCAGUAAAGAAUCUUUCCAAAUUCAUCAGCAGUCUGGAGGACCUGGAACCACACAACCCUGAGCUUGCUUACAGGAUGUGUAUCCCAUUUAGCAGAGUGUGUGGCCGUGACGAGAAAGUCCUCGAGCAGGUGUUCAGAAUGGUGGAGAAAGCCUUCGUUGUGACAUCAGGAAACUCUGACAUUGCCACAGAAUUGGGGUACCUCAUGGUUCUUCAGGGUAAAAUCAAGGAGGCUAUGGGGUGGUACAAGACUGCCAUGGCUCUGGACGAGACCAGUCUCUCUGCAUUGACUGGCAUCAUUUGGUGUCAGUUGAUGGAAGGCUUCCUAGAAGAAGCAGAGAAAGAUUUGGAAUUUCUGACUGAAAUUCAACAAACCACUGGAAAAUCAGGAGACAUCCUUUAUCUGCGUGCACUUGUGGCAGUUAAAGAACAGCGCCCUCUAGAAGAGGUUACCAAGCUCCUGGAUGGUGCAGUGGAAAGCCACUUCUCUUCUCUCCAUGGUCUACCUCUGAGUGUGGAGUACUUUCAGAAGUUCAACCCUGACUUCCUGCUGGAGAUUGCCAAGGAGUAUCUUGCUCUGUGUCCUACUAAGCCUGCCACACAAGGCCGGUCUCCUGCUCCGCAGCUCAGGCGCUGUGCAGCGUUGUUGGACACAGUGGUCAAGAGGGUGCCUGGCCUCCUUCAGGGGGUCUUCCUGCAAGCCAAAGUUCAAUAUCAGUCUGGUGAUGUUGAUGCAGCUCAGAGCAGUCUACAUCACUGCCUGGAACAGUGUCCUUCUCACACGGACGCUCAUCUACUCAUGGCACGGAUCCACUUGCUGCGCAGAAACUUUUCUUUGUGUUUCCAGUCGCUGGAACUUUGCCUUAGCCAUAACUUUCAGAUUCGAGAACAUCCACUGUACCUUCUGAUAAAAGCCCAGGCAAAGAAACAAAUGGGAGAGCUGAGCAAGGCUAUUCAGAUUUUACAAAUGGCAAUGAGUCUGGUAGAGAUCUGUAAGUCAAAAAACAAAAGCAUUGAGCUGAGUCCUACAGACUCUGCCUCCAUCUUCUUGGAAUUAGCUGAGGCUUUGCGUCUCAGUGAUAAACAGCCGGAAGCAGCCAAAGUCAUGCAGGACGCCAUUAAUGAGUUCUCGGGAACUCCUGAAGAGCUUCGUGUUACUAUCGCCAAUGUGGACUUUGCAUUGCUGCACGGUAGUACCGAGGUGGCACUGAGCAUGCUCACUAACGUUACAUCUGAGCAGCCAUACUACAUCCAAGCCAAGGAAAAGAUGGCCGACAUAUACUUGAACCACAAAAAGGACACACGUUUAUAUGUCAGCUGUUACAGGGAGAUGGCGGACAAGCUGCCCAGUGCUCACACUUAUGUCUUACUAGGGGAGGCGUACAUGCACAUUUUAGAGCCGGAGAAAGCCAUUGAGAUCUAUGAGCAUGCGCUGGAGAAAAACCCAUAUGAUGGAGCUCUAGUCAGCAAGUUUGGUAAACUACUGGUCAAGACACAUUACUUUCACAAGGCAAUACAUUACUAUGAAGCUGCCCUCAAGAGCGGACAACAGAGUUUCCUGCGCUACGACUUGGCUGAGCUGCUCUUGAAGAUGAAGCAAUAUGACCGCUGCCAAAGAGUUUUGGAUGAUGCUCUGUCCCAUGAGCCAGGGAAUAGACAAUGCACGCUAUCAGAGGAUUGCCGUUAUUUGAUGCUGUUAACAAAGGUCCAAAACAAAGUGGACAAAGCUGAAGAAGCCUUAAUAUCCCUUCAUAGGGCACGAGAUGACCAGGCCAAGGCGCUGAAGCGAGUAGAGUUGGAGGAAACUGAAGCUCUUCCCAGGCAGAAGCAGCUCGCCGCCCAGAUCUGUGCUGAGAUGGCGCAACACUACACAAGUCAGAGGCUUUACGAGAGCGCCAUCAAGUCCUACAAAGAAGCUCUCGUGCAUUGUGAGACUGAUCACAAGGUGAUGCUGAAGUUGGCGCAGACUUUCUUCACCCUGGACGAGGUGGAUGCGUGCCAGGAGCAAUGCAAUGUCAUCUUGAAGAAUGAGCAAUUGAAUGAAGAUGCAAAUCUGAUGAUGGCUGACCUUCUGUUCCGGAGAGGUGACUAUGAACAGGCCAUUUUCUGCUAUCAGCGACUGUUGGAGCGCAAGCCAGACAACUACCCUACCUUUGCACGCUUCAUUGACCUGCUGAGGAGGACAGGAAAGUUGGAAGACGUGCCGAGACUUUUUUAUAGAGCAGAACAGCAUUCUUCCAAGGCCAAGUUUGACCCUGGCUUUAUCUACUGCAAGGGACUUUAUCUUUGGUACACAGGAGAAGCUAAUGCUGCUCUGCAACACCUCAACCAGGCACGGAAAGACACCAAGUGGGGUCAAAACGCUCUCUAUAAGAUGAUUGAAAUCUACCUCAAUCUGAAUAAUGACCUCAUGGGAAUAGAAUCAUUUCAAACAGAUUGCGGAAGCGGAACCUACAGCGAAAAGCAGGAGAUGCAGUUGGUUGCCGUGACAACAGCUCAGCAGCUACUGGCGGAGAUAAAGCCAGAGACCCCAGCAGGACACGCACGCCUUCGUAUCCUGGAUCAUUAUUGCUUACUGGCGACUAACCCAAAGACCAACAUAGAAAAAGCCAUCUCGGUUUUCACAGAGAUAGCAACAAGUAUGAAGGACCACGUAGCAGCCCUGCUGGCCACGGCAUCGGCCUUCAUGAUGGUGAAACAGGUCGCUCAAGCCAGGAACCAACUCAAACGUAUCGCAAAGUUAACUUGGAAUAUUGUUGAUGCUGACGACUUUGAGAAGAGCUGGCUGCUGCUGGCUAACAUCUACAUCCAUUCAGGGAAGUACGAGCUGGCCGACGACCUCCUAAAGAGAUGCCUCAAUCAUAACAAGUCUUGCUUGAAAGCCUACUUCUACCGGGCGUUGAUCCUGGAGAGCCAGCAGGCCUUCAGCGACGCCGCCUUCAACUACAAACUGGCUUGGAAAUGUGGAAAUGAGUCCAAGCCAACAAUCGGAUACAAACUGGCUCUCAACUACUUGAAGGCAAAACAACAUUUGGAUGCCAUCGAUGUCAGCAACAAACUUCUUGCUGCUUACCCAAACUAUGCCAGCAUCAGGAAGGACAUCUUGGAGGCUUCUUAUGCUGCUUUGAGACCAUAGGGCAGGAGUAUCUCACACUGACUAUGUGUGUCUUCCUCACUUCCACUUUUACACUUUUCACUUUCCCCACACUGACUAUGUGUGUCUUCCUCACUUCCACUUUUACACUUUUCACUUUUCCCACACUGACUAUGUGUGUCUUCCUCACUUCCACUUUUACACUUUUCACUUUUCCACACUGACUAUGUGUGUCUUCCUCACUUCCACUUUUACACUUUUCACUUUUCCCACACUGACUAUGUGUGUCUUCCUCACUUCCACUUUUACACCUUUCCCACACUGACUAUGUGUGUCUUCCUCACUUCCACUUUUACACUUUUCACUUUUCCCACACUGACUAUGUGUCUUCCUCACUUCCACUUUUACACCUUUCCCACACUGACUUUGUGUGUCUUCCUCACUUCCACUUUUACACUUUUCACUUUUCCCACACUGACUAUGUGUGUGUUCCUCACUUCCACUUUUACACUUUUCACUUUUCCCACACUGACUAUGUGUGUGUUCCUCACUUCCACUUUUACACUUUUCACUUUUCCCACACUGACUAUGUGUGUCUUCCUCACUUCCACUUUUACACUUUUCACUUUUCCCACACUGACUAUGUGUGUCUUCCUCACUUCCACUUUUACACUUUUCACUUUUCCCACACUGACUAUGUGUGUCUUCCUCACUUCCACUUUUACACUUUUCACUUUUUCCACACUGACUAUGUGUGUCUUCCUCACUUCCACUUUUACACUUUUCACUUUUCCCACACUGACUAUGUGUGUCUUCCUCACUUCCACUUUUACACCUUUCCCACACUGACUAUGUGUGUGUUCCUCACUUCCACUUUUACACUUUUCACUUUUCCCACACUGACUAUGUGUGUCUUCCUCACUUCCACUUUUACACAUUUCCCACACUGACUAUGUGUGUCUUCCUCACUUCCACUUUUACACUUUUCACUUUUCCCACACUGACUAUGUGUCUUCCUCACUUCCACUUUUACACCUUUCCCACACUGACUUUGUGUGUCUUCCUCACUUCCACUUUUACACUUUUCACUUUUCCCACACUGACUAUGUGUGUCUUCCUCACUUCCGCUUUUACACCUUUCCCACACUGACUAUGUGUGUCGUCCUCACUUCCACUUUUACACCUUUCCCACACUGACUUUGUGUGUCUUCCUCACUUCCACUUUUACACUUUUCACCUUUCCCACACUGACUAUGUGUGUCUUCCUCACUUCCACUUUUACACUUUUCACCUUUCCCACACUGACUAUGUGUGUCUUCCUCACUUCCACUUUUACACUUUUCACCUUUCCCACACUGACUAUGUGUGUCUUCCUCACUUCCACUUUUACACUUUUCACCUUUCCCACACUGACUAUGUGUGUGUUCCUCACUCCCACUUUUCACCUUUCCCACACUGACUAUGUGUGUGUUCCUCACUCCCACUUUUACACUUUUCACCUUUCCCACACUGACUAUGUGUGUCUUCCUCACUUCCACUUUUACACUUUUCACCUUUCCCACACUGACUAUGUGUGUGUUCCUCACUCCCACUUUUACACCUUUCCCACACUGACUAUGUGUGUGUUCCUCACUCCCACUUUUACACCUUUCCCACACUGACUAUGUGUGUGUUCCUCACUCCCACUUUUCACCUUUCCCACACUGACUAUGUGUGUUCCUCACUCCCACUUUUACACCUUUCCCACACUGACUGUGUGUGUUCCUCACUUCCACUUUUACACUUUUCACCUUUCCCACACUGACUAUGUGUGUGUACCUCACUUCCACUUUUACACCUUUCCCACACUGACUAUGUGUGUUCCUCACUUCCACUUUUACACUUUUCACCUUUCCCACACGGACUAUGUGUGUGUUCCUCACUUCCACUUUUACACUUUUCACCUUUCCCACACGGACUAUGUGUGUGUUCCUCACUUCCACUUUUACACUUUUCACCUUUCCCACACGGACUAUGUGUGUGUUCCUCACUUCCACUUUUACACUUUUCACCUUUCCCACACUGACUAAGUGUGUGUUCCUCACUUCCACUUUUACACCUUUCACCUUUCCCACACUGACUAUGUGUGUGUUCCUCACUUCCACUUUUACACCUUUCACAGCAAAUUGCGGAUUCGAACGCUUGAAAUGCGUUGAAAAAUGUGGAAGUAGUCGCUUGAAACAAAAGGUGGAAAUGGGGCUUUGGAAAACCAGGAAUUCUGGAAAAUCCUGGAAUUUUUAUGGGCUUUGAAAGGAAGUUUAAAUUUCCAGGAUGGUUGGAAUGUGUUGAAGGUGGAAGUGGUUCGAGUCUGUUGAAAAAUGUGGAAAUGGUGAAAGUUUGAAAAUGGCCAAUUCAUUUUGAAUGGGAAAAAUGUUCCAGGAAACCUGAAAUUCUGGGAAAUCUGGGAAUUUGUCAAAGGAAAGCCCACCUUUCCCGAAUAGGCUUAACAGUUUGGAGUUGGAAUGCUUUGAAUCGGGUGAAAAAUGUGGAAGGUAAAACGUGACAAAAUCUGAAGGAGAAGUUAAAGAAAUUUAAUAAA
Molecule: messenger RNA, 6961 nt
Organism: Nerophis ophidion (straightnose pipefish)
Lineage: Eukaryota; Metazoa; Chordata; Actinopteri; Syngnathiformes; Syngnathidae
Product: tetratricopeptide repeat protein 21B-like
Exons: 29
Coding region: 448-4425 (1325 amino acids)
Biological process (GO): protein localization to cilium; intraciliary retrograde transport
Cellular component (GO): intraciliary transport particle A
Molecular function (GO): protein binding
Source: RefSeq, a predicted model, not a curated record